AUGUGUAUCCGCAUCACCGAGCGCUAUGCCGUCUGCAAAUGCACCUACUUCACCCACGGCAUCGACCAAUGCCAAUCCGUCGGCCGACAAGGCCACAACAUCCAAGAGAAGACCGUCCUCGUCGGCUAUGCCUGCCAGCACCACUCGCCCAACCACGGCCCCCACGGCCCGCCCGCCCGCAUUGGCAUCCUGCCCGACCUGGUCUCCUCGUCGUCCUCAUCGAGCUCGGGGUACUCGUACCAGUAG
This is a messenger RNA of Morchella importuna, 246 nucleotides long. RefSeq lists its product as uncharacterized. The transcript has a single exon. Lineage: Eukaryota; Fungi; Ascomycota; Pezizomycetes; Pezizales; Morchellaceae. The record is from RefSeq and is a predicted model, not a curated record. The coding region runs from base 1 to 246 and encodes 81 amino acids.